CCAUGUCUCAGGAGAACCCGGACCCGGACACCCAGGUGGACCAGGAGGACGAGAAGCAGGACGCCCAGGAGAAGAAUGCAAACCCCGUGAAGGCGGAGGAGGCCAAGCUGCAGGCCAAGUACCCUGUGCUGGGACAGAAGCCCGGCGGAUCGGACUUCCUCAUGAAGAGAUUACAGAAAGGGCAAAAGUACUUCGACUCGGGCGACUACAACAUGGCCAAGGCCAUGAAGAAAAAGCAGCUUCCUGUGGUCGGGCCCGACAAGAACCUGGCGACCGGCGACCACAUUCCAACGCCGCAGGACCUGCCCCAGAGGAAGUCGUCCUUGGUGACCAGCAAGCUAGCCGGCUAGCCUUCAUCAUGCCAGAAGCACCCCCCCCCCUCCCCUGGGGCUCGCGGCAAAGGUCCCUCCUCCUC
Limanda limanda (common dab) is the source of this 415-nucleotide messenger RNA. RefSeq names its product endosulfine alpha b (gene ensab). The record is from RefSeq and is a predicted model, not a curated record. The coding region runs from base 3 to 350 and encodes 115 amino acids. Gene Ontology annotation, molecular function: protein phosphatase inhibitor activity. Gene Ontology annotation, cellular component: cytoplasm. The transcript has 3 exons. NCBI's taxonomy places the organism in Eukaryota, Metazoa, Chordata, Actinopteri, Pleuronectiformes, Pleuronectidae.